Grammomys surdaster is the source of this 1584-nucleotide messenger RNA. RefSeq names its product keratin 14 (gene Krt14). Gene Ontology annotation, molecular function: structural molecule activity. The record is from RefSeq and is a predicted model, not a curated record. Gene Ontology annotation, cellular component: keratin filament. The coding region runs from base 1 to 1434 and encodes 477 amino acids. NCBI's taxonomy places the organism in Eukaryota, Metazoa, Chordata, Mammalia, Rodentia, Muridae. The transcript has 8 exons.
AUGGCCACCUGCAGCCGCCAGUUCACCUCCUCCAGCUCCAUGAAGGGCUCCUGUGGCAUCGGUGGUGGCUCUAGCCGCAUCUCCUCCGUCCUGGCUGGAGGAUCCUGCCGGGCUCCCAGCACCUAUGGGGGCAUGUCGGUUUCCUCCUCUCGCUUCUCCUCUGGGGGAGCCUGUGGGAUUGGAGGUGGCUAUGGCGGUGGCUUCAGCAGCAGCAGCUUUGGUGGAGGACUUGGUGGUGGAUUUGGUGGUGGAUUUGGUGCUGGAUUUAAUAGUGGAUUUGGUGGUGGCCUUGGUGGUGGUCUUGGUGGCGGUUUUGGUGAUGGGCUCCUGGUGGGCAGUGAGAAAGUGACCAUGCAGAACCUCAAUGACCGCUUGGCCUCCUACCUGGACAAGGUGCGUGCCCUGGAAGAGGCCAACAGUGACCUGGAGGUAAAGAUCCGUGACUGGUACCAGAGGCAGCGGCCCACUGAGAUCAAAGACUACACCCCCUACUUCAAGACCAUCGAGGACCUGAAGAGCAAGAUCCUGGCAGCCACUGUGGACAACGCCAAUGUUCUUCUGCAGAUCGACAAUGCCCGGCUGGCUGCUGAUGACUUCCGCACCAAGUUUGAGACGGAGCAGAGCCUGCGCCUGAGCGUGGAGGCUGACACCAAUGGCCUGCGCCGGGUGCUGGAUGAGCUGACCCUGGCCAGAGCUGACCUGGAGAUGCAGAUCGAGAGCCUGAAGGAGGAGCUGGCCUACCUGAAGAAGAACCAUGAGGAGGAAAUGGCCUCCAUGAGAGGCCAGGUGGGUGGAGAUGUCAAUGUGGAGAUGGAUGCGGCACCUGGUGUGGACCUGAGCCGCAUCCUGAAUGAGAUGCGUGAUCAGUACGAGAAGAUGGCGGAGAAGAACCGCAAGGAUGCCGAGGAAUGGUUCUUCACUAAGACCGAGGAGCUGAACCGCGAGGUAGCCACCAACAGCGAGCUGGUGCAGAGCGGCAAGAGCGAGAUCUCUGAGCUCCGGCGCACCAUGCAGAACCUGGAGAUUGAGCUGCAGUCCCAGCUCAGCAUGAAAGCAUCCCUGGAGAAUAACCUGGAGGAGACCAAAGGUCGUUACUGCAUGCAGCUGGCCCAGAUCCAGGAGAUGAUCAGCAGUGUGGAGGAGCAGCUGGCUCAGCUGCGCUGUGAGAUGGAGCAGCAGAAUCAGGAGUACAAGAUCCUGCUGGAUGUGAAGACACGGCUGGAGCAGGAGAUCGCCACCUACCGCCGUCUGCUGGAGGGCGAGGAUGCCCACCUUUCAUCUUCCCAAUUCUCCUCAUCGUCUCAAUUCUCCUCUGGCUCUCAAUCGUCCAGAGAUGUGACCUCCACCAACCGCCAGAUCCGUACCAAGGUCAUGGAUGUGCACGACGGCAAGGUGGUCUCCACCCACGAGCAGGUCCUGCGCACCAAGAACUAAGGCUGCUACGUACUGCUCAGGCUUAGGAGGCUCCUGUGUGGACACAGAUACUGCUGGAAGAGCUCCACUAUUGUCCCUACAUGCUUCACCCUUUACUUGACCCUUGUCCUUCUUGGCAAGCAAUAAAGCUUCUUUUUCUGAGUUGCACAA